AUGAAGGGCAAGGAGGAGCCAGAGAAGGAGGGCGGCGGCGGCGUGGGGCUGCCGGGGGGCGGCGGCGGCGUGGGGCCGGGUCUGGGCGGCCUGGCGGGGGGCGGCAGCCCGGAGAAGAGCCGCAGCGCCCAGGAGUACAAGGAGCAGGGCAACCGGCUCUUCGUCGGCCGCAAGUACCCCGAGGCCGCCGCCUGCUACGGACGGGCCAUCAACCGGAAUCCGUUAGUGGCCGUUUACUACACCAACCGUGCCUUGUGCUACCUGAAGAUGCAGCAACACGACAAAGCCCUGGCCGACUGUAAGCACGCCCUUGAGCUGGACAGCCAGUCGGUGAAGGCCCACUUCUUCUUGGGCCAGUGCCAGAUGGAGAUGGAAAACUACGACGAGGCCAUUGCGAACCUUCAGAGAGCCUACAACUUAGCCAAGGAGCAACGCUUGAACUUUGGGGACGACAUUCCCAGCGCUCUGCGGAUCGCCAAGAAGAAGCGCUGGAACAACAUUGAGGAGAAACGGAUCAACCAGGAAGACGAGUUGCAUUCCUAUCUCACCAAACUCAUCACGGCGGAGAAGGAGAGGGAGUUAGAAGAAUGUCGGCAGGCGCAGAAAGAGGAGAAUACGGAUGAAAACCGGAGCCGGGCGCAGCUGGCAAACAUCGAGACCAAGCAUGAAAAGUAUCUUGGAGACAUGGAUGAACUGUUCUCCCAAGUGGAUGAGAAGCGGAAGAAACGGGACAUCCCUGAUUAUCUGUGUGGGAAGAUCAGCUUCGAACUGAUGCGAGAGCCUUGUAUCACACCCAGCGGGAUCACCUAUGACAGGAAGGACAUAGAAGAGCACCUCCAGCGCGUCGGCCACUUUGACCCCGUGACCCGAAGCCCUUUGACCCAAGACCAGCUGAUCCCAAAUCUUGCCAUGAAGGAGGUGAUAGAUGCUUUCAUAUCGGAAAACGGCUGGGUAGAAGAGUACUGACAAAACGAGGGGAGAGGCCGGCCCUGCCCGCUUGCUCGCCCCCUUGCAGCGGCCCCAGCCGUGGCGGC
Messenger RNA from Euleptes europaea (tarantolino), 1034 nucleotides. RefSeq names its product STIP1 homology and U-box containing protein 1 (gene STUB1). Gene Ontology annotation, biological process: positive regulation of proteolysis; proteasome-mediated ubiquitin-dependent protein catabolic process; protein quality control for misfolded or incompletely synthesized proteins. The coding region runs from base 1 to 966 and encodes 321 amino acids. Lineage: Eukaryota; Metazoa; Chordata; Lepidosauria; Squamata; Sphaerodactylidae. Gene Ontology annotation, cellular component: cytoplasm; Z disc. The record is from RefSeq and is a predicted model, not a curated record. Gene Ontology annotation, molecular function: protein-folding chaperone binding; ubiquitin protein ligase activity. The transcript has 7 exons.